This is a messenger RNA of Patiria miniata (bat star), 864 nucleotides long. RefSeq lists its product as uncharacterized. Bases 1 to 864 code for a protein of 287 amino acids. The transcript has a single exon. NCBI's taxonomy places the organism in Eukaryota, Metazoa, Echinodermata, Asteroidea, Valvatida, Asterinidae. The record is from RefSeq and is a predicted model, not a curated record.
AUGGAGUCAAAGCACGGAGCAGAAAAUGUUGCAACUUCGAGCGGGCACAGCGGACAAAUGACUGCGGUAAGCAUAAAACUACCGCCGUAUUGGCCUGCCGAUCCGUACGUAUGGUUCGCCCAGGUUGAGGCCCAGUUUACUACCAGACAUAUCACAUCAGAGGCCACGAAAUACGCGUAUAUUGUGUCUGCCCUCACCCCCGAAAUUGCUCAGGAAGUGCGCGAUUUGCUACUCGCCCCUCCUGCAGAGAACCCUUACAAAACUUUGAGAGAAGAACUAAUCAAACGAACAUCAGCAACUGAACAGAAACGCCUUCAGCAACUCCUCAAUGACGAGGUGCUGGGCGACCGUAAACCCACCCAGUUGCUUCGCCAUAUGAGACAAUUACUUGGGGAACGCGUGCUUGAGGAAUCAAUCCUCCGCCAGCUAUUUUUGCAGCGACUACCACCCAAUGUGCAAAUGGUGUUGGCAUCAACUGGAGAAAGUGUCAAGUUGGAGCCGUUAGCUGAACUUGCCGACAAAAUCAUGGAUGUUGCCUUUCAGCAGCAGCCCGUGAAAGUCAACUCGGUUGCACCAGUAACAUCUGCAUGUACCCCCGCCAUGCCUGCACCGCUGACAGAACUGGAACUCCUGCGAAAGGAAAUCGGUCAACUCUCGCUUCAAGUACAAGCCUUGUCACGCCGCCCACGUUCUCGCAGUCGACCCCGUAAUCGCUCGCGAUCACAGACACCUACUCCAUCCACCGGAGAUUCGGCAGCCGCUGAUCUCUCUUCCUGGUGUUGGUACCAUGCGUCUUUCGGUGACCAAGCUCGCAAAUGCCGUCAGCCAUGUCAGUAUCCGGGAAACGCAACCGCCAGCAACUAA